UGGCACUCAAAAGGUCCUUAAGCGGAAUUUUAAUUACUUGCUUUGUGAAAUCAUUCUGCUUUCAUUUAAACAAAAUUCCCUACAGCCCUUUCUCUUUUUCUCGACCUUUUUUUUUAUUUUACUUUUAUUUUUUGUGGCGUGUGCUUGAAGACAAAAAAGUUCAACCAAGGCCAGAUAAAAAAUCACUUUAAAGCUCUAAAAUAAUACAUUGUUUACAACUUUCAAAGGUGGAGACAUGGGGCAAAUACUUUCAGAGCCCGUUACGACAAAGCAUAGCACGUCUGGAAAGGACGAACGUUUGAUUUAUGGUGCCUCUUCUAUGCAAGGCUGGAGAAUAACUAUGGAGGAUGCUCAUACAACCAUUCUUAACUACGAAAACACAGGAACUGCAUUUUUUGCGGUCUUUGAUGGUCAUGGAGGAGACAAAGUAGCAAAGUACAGCAGUCAGCAUUUGCCUGCUAAUGUGAUUGAAUCUGAAGCAUUUAAAAAAGGAGAUAUCAAAGAGAGCUUAAAGGAAGGUUUCUUGAAGAUAGAUUCAGAUUUACAUCCUGAAUUACAGCACGAUCCCUCAGGAUGUACGGCUAUCGUUGCUUUAUUGACAAAAGAUAAUAUGCUUUAUAUCGGCAAUGCAGGUGAUUCUCGCGCAAUCAUUUGCACAAACGGAAGAGCUAUUGCUUUAUCCGAUGAUCAUAAACCAAGUAACCCAAAAGAGACAGCCCGUAUUGAAAAAGCAGGUGGUCAUGUUGAAUUUGGAAGAGUGAAUGGUAACUUGGCAUUAUCAAGAGCUUUGGGUGAUUUUGAAUUCAAAUCUGCAACAAAUCUACCACCAGAGCAACAGGUGGUAACAGCCGAUCCUGAUAUUACAAAGCACAAGAUUACAGAAAAGGAUGAAUUUAUGGUCCUAGCCUGCGAUGGCAUUUGGGAUUGUAUGACGAAUCAAGAAGUAGCCUCAUUUGUACGUCAACAGAUUGCAGAGCAUGCUCCUUUAGAAACAAUCUGCGAAAAACUUAUGGAUCAUUGCCUCGCAGAUCAGUCAGGCACGACAGGUGUAGGCUGCGACAAUAUGACAGUAGAAAUUAUUGCGUUUUUACAGGGUCAAACAGAGGAAGAGUGGUAUAAGAAGAUAAGUGAAUCAGAAAAGGGGGCAAGCAGCAAAACGACCAGUGGUGGUGGUAAAGGUAUAAAAUCAGAAUCGAGGCAGUAUACAGAAAAUGAGUUAAAGAAGGCGCCGGACCUUACUUCUUCUCUAGCCUCUGCAGGAUCCACACAUGAUACCGCCGAAUCAAAGUCUAACGUAAAGUCUGAAGCGAAGAAGUAGGGGAAACUGUACGAUAUAUGCAUGUAUCAAUUAAUAAUUGAUUAAAGCCUGUCUUCUUUUAUCAUCAAUAAAUCAUUCAUUUCGAUGUUCAUAAAAUACAUGAUGAAGAGUCCGG
Messenger RNA from Rhizopus microsporus ATCC 52813, 1433 nucleotides. Its product is annotated as PP2C-domain-containing protein. Gene Ontology annotation, biological process: protein dephosphorylation. Gene Ontology annotation, molecular function: protein serine/threonine phosphatase activity; cation binding. NCBI's taxonomy places the organism in Eukaryota, Fungi, Mucoromycota, Mucoromycetes, Mucorales, Rhizopodaceae. The transcript has 7 exons. The record is from RefSeq and is a predicted model, not a curated record. Bases 236 to 1318 code for a protein of 360 amino acids.